AUGGGUUGGUUCAGCUCAUCUGAAACGGAUGGAGUAAAGAAGACAUCUGGCGGUGCAUUUGAAAAGCCCAGCCGGACAAACCGCGCCAAAUGCUACGAAGCUCGCGACGCCUUCUUCGAGUGCCUGGAUCGCAACAACAUAUUGGACAGCAUCAACACCAAGGAGGGGGUAGCGGCAGCGAAGAAGGCCUGCAAUGAGCAGGAUGUGGUCUUUGAGAAGAAUUGUGCGCACAGCUGGGUUGAAUAUUUCAAGAAACAAAGGGUUGUGAAUUAUCAGAAGGAACAGACCAUCAAAAGGAUAGAAGCACAAGGAGGAGAGAUACAGGCCCCGCAAUUACCGACUCGUGGCUCUUGA
Molecule: messenger RNA, 354 nt
Organism: Westerdykella ornata
Lineage: Eukaryota; Fungi; Ascomycota; Dothideomycetes; Pleosporales; Sporormiaceae
Exons: 2
Coding region: 1-354 (117 amino acids)
Biological process (GO): mitochondrial respiratory chain complex IV assembly
Cellular component (GO): respiratory chain complex IV; mitochondrion; mitochondrial intermembrane space
Source: RefSeq, a predicted model, not a curated record